CGUUGACCCUUAGCAAACACUGUGACACGGGCUCCAUUGAAAGAACUGAAGCACGUCGACCUACCCGGCCGGGGAUACGAGUGAACACAAUCAAUAUUCAAAGCAGCGAGCAAGGUGCAAGUAAAUGCGAGUACAAUAUGCAUCCCAACCGAACGAUCUUUACCCUCUGGCACUAGCACUGUGCACUACGAGGGUUUCCCCAAACAUGUACCGUUGCACACCGACCCGUGCGAUGAGGAUGAGUGCUUUUUAUUUUCGCGGAGCAACCUGUCACUAGCCUGCCAUGGAACUAUAAAAAAAAAGAGCUCCACGAUCCUAGUACUAUAAGAGUGUUGUGCUGUACAACGAUACAAUGUAUGCAGUCAGUUAUACAUGAUUGGAUGAGAGCGAAGCAGUGAUGGCAGGUACAGACUGGUCCCUUCAGGCACUCGGUAUCUCCCCUUACCGAGGCAACGCAUACGACCUCCGCGUCGAUCUCAACUAUCGAAACCUCCAACAACUCCCAACAGACCUCUUCAGUCUGGGAGAGCUCCAAUGGCUGAACCUGAACGUCAACAAGCUGAAGGAUCUCCCGGCCGAGAUGGCCAUGCUGGGUCGGCUAAAGUGGCUGUAUCUCGAGAACAACUCCUUUCAGAAGUGUCCAGAGGUUGUCUGCAAGUUGACCGAGUUGGUCAGGCUCUACUUCAGCUGCAACUCGUUGACAGAGCUUCCUAGAGCCAUCGUGAACUUGACCCAUCUGAGAUGGAUCGAUCUCUCGGAUAACCGCUUUGCAGAGUUCCCCACAGUGUUGUGCAGCGGAUCCUUGGCUUGUCUGGAGAAGCUCUUCCUGGACAAUAAUCAGAUCACCAGCCUGCCGAACCAGAUCGCCUCCAUGAAGAGCUUGAAGCUUCUCUGGAUUAAUGACAAUCGUCUGGAAUGGCUGCCUCCUGCGCUGUGCGAGCUAACAUGUCUUGAAGACCUGCAGUUGAAGAACAAUCCUCUGCGCUGUCUCCCGGUCUUCCUGGCUAGCAAACUCUCUAACCUUAAGAUAUUUGAGUGGCAAGAAUGUCCACUGAUCCAGCAACUCACAGAAGCAUGCCAGAAGGGUAUCCAAGGACUUGGUGAGCAUCAAGACCAAAUUAUCAAGAAAGCCGAGAAAAGGAGAAUGGUGCAUUUCAGGACAGAGGCAGGCCUUGACGGAGGCCGCGAGAGGCCGUGUUACCUCAUGAGGACUAGACCUAGAGGUGUGGCUGUCAUUAUUGAUAAUUUUUGCACCUUGGAAGCUGAGGAGAGUUUGAAUGGAAGAGCAUCGAGUCAGUCAUCAAGUGAUGGACGAGAGGACGCUAAAGAACAAGACAACACUGACAGAUUACGAAGUGUUCUCAUCAAGUUGGGAUUCAACGUCCGCAUCAUGAGGGGUCUGAUGUCCCUGGACAUCAUCUCAGCUCUCCGCUUCUUGAGCCUCGAGGAUCACUCCUAUUUCGACUGCGUCAUCGUCUGCAUCCUCUCUCGCGGAGCCAGGGGAGGGAAGAUCAUCGGCCCAGACGGCAUCGCUGUGGAGGUCCAACAACUGACUGACAUCUUCUCCCGGACCAACUGCCCGACCUUAGCCGACAAACCUAAGCUAUUCUUCCUCCAGAUUCUUGAGGGUAACGUCAAGGCUAAACUCUCUCCAAGAGUGCACGUCAGUAAGGACACCACCAUCCCCACAACCCCUACACUAAUCCCUAACGACUAUGACUUCUUGCUGACAUUUGCUCUUAUCCCUAAGGAAGCCACAAGUGAUUCCCUCCCAAGCGUCUACCAUUUCUACGUUGGUGUACUCUUUGAUAUGCUUGAGACGUUUGCCAGAAAGCUGAACCUCUUAGACUUGAUGACAACCGUCCACGGAGAGGUGAAGAAGAGGCGGCUGCGGAGCAAGAAUUCCCCCGAGGAGCGCGUCCAGAUCUCCCCUGAGAUACAGACGACGCUGAGGUACAAUCUGUACCUGAGCAUGGGAUCACCUUCCACGGGCCAGGGAACAUCUGGAGGGUCCAAGUCGGUGCCUUCAUCUCGCGCAUCAACCAUGCUGAGUUAAACAACGUUCACCAGAAGAACACAAUCUAAAGUAGUUCAUUAUAUUAACUCUGGUUUCGGGAAUACAUCGACAAGUGAAUAUGCGACUUAAUAAUGUCAUUUUCUAACUAGUUAGGCAUGGGGAUGUGGUACAAAACAUUACCCUCUAACUCCGCUUACCGAUUGUCUGUGGAUGACCAAAUUAAUGCCUUUAAUAGUUGCACCGAGAAGGAAACCCGAUUAUUAAGCUCGUUUCAGAAAAUAAUGUGGGCCUGUCCCGAUGUGACCUGUGCAAUACUAGACGUUUUAUUGUUAGCGAUCGAGUUACUCCUGGAAGUUCAUUAAUCUGCUUCUCCUGUAUGAAAGUGAGCUCUAAAAAACUGCCUGAAGAAAGAGUUUUGUUUCCUAUUAAAAAAAACAGGAUUUAUAAUGUAUUAUAGAGGACAUUAUCACGGAAUAAAAUGACGAUUCGUUUAAUAAUGAACAAUGAUGACAA
This is a messenger RNA of Patiria miniata (bat star), 2530 nucleotides long. RefSeq lists its product as uncharacterized. The record is from RefSeq and is a predicted model, not a curated record. Gene Ontology annotation, molecular function: cysteine-type endopeptidase activity; protein binding. The transcript has 3 exons. NCBI's taxonomy places the organism in Eukaryota, Metazoa, Echinodermata, Asteroidea, Valvatida, Asterinidae. Gene Ontology annotation, biological process: proteolysis. Bases 398 to 2056 code for a protein of 552 amino acids.